Messenger RNA from Adineta ricciae, 990 nucleotides. Lineage: Eukaryota; Metazoa; Rotifera; Eurotatoria; Adinetida; Adinetidae. The record is from the annotation of a GenBank genome assembly.
AUGCGAAGUAUCACUGUACAUGAGCCAAGUUUGACCGAAUAUGAACGAUUGUAUGGUAAAUAUGGCAGAACAUUGAUCUGUCCAUGUCGUCAUCUGUCUGUGUCUUAUUCUUCGAUUAUUCAUCUCGAAGUCGAAUAUCAUCAAGUAUGUUCGAGCGAGUUUAUCGACGACAAUGCUUGGUUGUCAUAUUUUGGUACGACUAUUGGUUCCUUAUUUCGGUUGGAUUUUCGAUUUGAAGGUUCAAAGCUAUUUCAAAUACUUCAGACAUUAUGUCGAUUAUCGAAUGAAACAGUGAGAAAUCAACUACGUGUGUUUAGUGAAGCGCAAUUCAUCAAUGCACAUGUUGUGUCAAGAGAUACAUUCCAUAUUCAAACAUCCGUUCUAAUUGAUCAAUUGCAACAACAGACUUUUGACUCAUUUAUGAGAAUAUUUCAACUGGUUCGCGCAUCCAUUGAGCUGAAUCAAUUUGCGCUAUUUGGUGAAACGAAUUCUCAAUUCGGAAUAUACAUCAGAAACAACGGUACUGUAAUACACCGAUUUGUGCCAAAUAAUAACUACGAUUAUAACUGUUCAUGUGGCCGAAGUAUUGAUUGUCGACGUUCACAAGGUUUUUACUAUACCACGUCCGGAUAUAAAUCAACGAAGAAUAGACCAAAUCAGACUAUACCCGGUUUAGUUGUAAGUUGUUUACCUAUCGACUCUCUUCUUCUAUCAACACUCGAGUGUUUCUACAACUCAUCAUGUAUUGAAAUGCUCAUCGAAUGGCGUUCGUUUAACUUCACAGCUCAAACAAACGAUUUACGUUUCACUAACGUCACUCCACUCGAUCCAAUGCGUAACACUCGUUUUCCACCUACGAUCAAACUAGGAGACAUCGUCUCACAGCUAUUCAUCGAAAAGUGGAUCAACAAAACUAACUUCACCGCAUUCUAUCAGCAAUGUGCACCACACACAUGUACUUAUACUUUUGAACAGCGUUUUAAUCGUGUG